Messenger RNA from Penicillium waksmanii, 291 nucleotides. RefSeq lists its product as uncharacterized. The transcript has a single exon. The record is from RefSeq and is a predicted model, not a curated record. Bases 1 to 291 code for a protein of 96 amino acids. NCBI's taxonomy places the organism in Eukaryota, Fungi, Ascomycota, Eurotiomycetes, Eurotiales, Aspergillaceae.
AUGAAACGGUGUUUCCUCCGUGAGACCUGUGCCUGCCCUCUCCUGUUGCCUCAUUUCACGGACCUCCGCCUCAGUAAAGAGGCAAGUGAUGAGGUUGUGAUCACGCAGGGGAUUCUGAAGUUGAUAGAAGACAUCCUGAAAGGACUUGGGCAACGGAUUCUGCGUAUUGUCCCGAUCUUCAAACCGCCACCAGAGGUAAGCACAGGUUCUGAGGCAGAAUUGAACAAGGGGACUAUGUCCCUCUUCUCGUCCUGUUUGAGAAACAAGUGCUUCGACAACUGUGACGAAUAG